Messenger RNA from Bipolaris victoriae FI3, 2508 nucleotides. RefSeq lists its product as hypothetical. Gene Ontology annotation, biological process: TORC2 signaling. The coding region runs from base 1 to 2508 and encodes 835 amino acids. NCBI's taxonomy places the organism in Eukaryota, Fungi, Ascomycota, Dothideomycetes, Pleosporales, Pleosporaceae. The record is from RefSeq and is a predicted model, not a curated record. The transcript has 2 exons. Gene Ontology annotation, cellular component: TORC2 complex.
AUGCCCUCGUCUUCUCCCCCGCCAGCAACGCCCAUUGUCCGCCGCCCCGUCUCUCUCGACGAGUCCGACUCGGACGGCCCUUACGCGACCCAGCAGCAGCAACAACAGCGACGCGCUCCCCUGCCCGCCUCGGUCCUCUCGCCCUCGUCGCUCAAGUCGCCCACAUCUACAACAGAGUCGCGCACUGCUGGCCAGCUCCCUGCCCACAACUAUUCACGUCCCGCCAUUACGCGCGAUGCUGCCCCGAGCCAGCCUCACGCUGCCAGCGCGCACCUAGGCCACCGGCCACGCCAGCGGUCCCAGGGCUACUUCGAGCCCAGCCUGAGCUCCAUGAAGGAGAGCCCGCUCACUGCCUCGCAGAUCGCCGCCCAAGCCGCAUACGCCCAGAAUCCCCAGCAUUACCGCAAGCGCUCCACCACCAUCCCCGCCUCCUCAGACGCCGCGCCCACGGAACGCUCUCAGCCCCAGAGUCCCCCGGCCGCCCCUGCCCAGGGCAUGACCUUCCGCACCAAUGGCGUCACUUAUCCAAACCCUGUCGCCGCAAGUAGAAUGACGGCCACCACGGCCGCGAAUGCUGCCUUUCCACGAAGCCCGCUGAACUCUCCUGGGGUCGAGGGUUCCCAGGCCCAGGCCCAGGCUCAGGCCCAUGCCUCGCCCAAGCCCGCGUCAACACCAGAUCUGUCCUCGCAGAAGCCAAAGGAAGGCAAGAGCAAGAUGAAGCUGUUUUCUUCCAAGCCCAAGAACAUCAAGGUCGACAAUCGCGGAGAGAGCAAGCACCAGGCCCUACCUUCGCCUGGCAAGAUUGGCAUUGGCAUUCACAGCUCCCAGGCCCUGAACCGCAUGAUGAUGGCCGGCUCAACGACGAGUCUGAUCGACUCGUCCACAACCAGUGCCAAUGCUUCACUCUACUCUUCGGCCAACGCGUCCACAUCCACUCUUGUUCCUCCGCGAAACGACUCCUUGCCUGAACGAAAAGAGGAAAAGCACAAGCAUCAUUUCUUGUCGCGGCAAAAACAUAAGCUGAAAGAUGGAGAUAGCUUUGCUCUUCCUCUCUCGUCAGCCAGCAGUAAUUCCAAGCCCACUAACCCAAGUGCGCCCGAACCCCUGUAUUCAUUCGCAGCGCCCUCAUCGCCAGGACACUCGAGUACAUUUGCGAGUUCGGUCACGGGCUUGGAUCUAAGGCACGGCGGACGUCACUUGCGACGGGCAAAGAAGGAAGAAAAGGCGGCGGCAUUUUUGGAUGCGCAGUUGGAGCCGCCGCAUAGAGAGCGCAACCAGUCUUUCAGCAUAGAAAGAUCCGAGUGGCCAUUGCUAGCAGGCACCAUAACGACGACAUCAAAUCUCUCUACCCCUGGACAGGCCCUAUCACAUACAUCGGAAAUGUCUCAUUUGGGGAGCGCAUUUGGUAUACACGGUUUGUCGCCGGACGAUGCGUGGCCGUUGUUGAAAGCAAGGGUGUUGUUGAUAUUUGAAGGCGAAGACCCGCGGCCUCCUGUUGAAGAUUUCAACGCUCUAGUCACUGUUCACAUUAAGCGCUGUAUCCACAAGCGCUCUCCUAUUAUUCUUAUUGAAGAUCUCAAUGAGCUUCUUCAAACUGGCUUUGGCUCAUUGGACCAAACCCUGCGACAUGUUCCUGAUGACAGGUUGAUUCCGCAUCUCGUUGAGAUGUGGCUUGUUGUAUUCACCACCAUACUACCUUUUCUCCAGGCUGUUUUUCUCCCUCUGGACAUGGAGUUUAGAGGCUCUGGCAUCAUGACAUCGGCCCAAGCGGCCGAAUUCUGGGGCGUCAUGCUCCCUGACGAAAUGAACACCAAGAGCCCAAAUCAUAAGAAUAUACCCAUACUCGGCGAACUCGAAGUCCGCCGCAUGACCCUUCUCAUGUUCCGCGAUAUCGUCAUUCUACCGCGCUAUGAAGCGCUCAUGGCAAUCUUUUCACGACUCUCGCUGGAAAACCUAAACGCAGGUCUCGAGUCGCCCUCACCUAUACCCCACGAUACCCGUCCUGGCACCGCCGGAAGCGCAAACGAUGUACAACUGAGUAGUCUCAACUCUACUAGCCAGAGUAGUGGCGGUUACCUCGAAUCAACCACAAGCAUCACUUCCUCAACCUUUGCCAGCACCCGCUCCCGCGCAACAUCCAACACAUCCGCCGGCUCCUUUUCCUCGAAUCCCUCACAACAUCCCCCGACAGUCGCCCACUUGUAUCCCCCGCCUACCUCGCACACCCAAAACAUGCCCCCAGCUGCGCUCCGUCAACAGCCCAUGGACAGCACUAAAGUUACCGAGACAGUGGGCCGCAUGCUUCAAUGCGUCUCUGUACUCGUCAGUCUGCAGAGUAGCGAUGAUGCGCAGGAAAAGAUUGGGCGGCUGAAUAAAGAACUCAAGUAUAAUUGGCUGGGUAGAGGUCGUACGGGUCGACAGAGACAAGGGUUUGUGGGGCCGAGGAGUAGAGGCGGAGGUCUGAAUUUAGCGGCAGGGGGUGUUAGUAUCCCUGGUGUUGGGGCUUGA